This is a messenger RNA of Oryzias melastigma (Indian medaka), 1705 nucleotides long. RefSeq names its product cyclin-dependent kinase inhibitor 1C. The transcript is spliced from 3 exons. Bases 464 to 1087 code for a protein of 207 amino acids. Gene Ontology annotation, cellular component: nucleus. Gene Ontology annotation, biological process: regulation of cell cycle. Lineage: Eukaryota; Metazoa; Chordata; Actinopteri; Beloniformes; Adrianichthyidae. Gene Ontology annotation, molecular function: cyclin-dependent protein serine/threonine kinase inhibitor activity. The record is from RefSeq and is a predicted model, not a curated record.
AAAAAGUGUAAUUAUUUGAUCCAAAGGUACAUCAAUAAUUGAAUGCAUGAUGUAAAAUAGCAGUGAAGAAGAAAACACACUAAAAACUUUAAGAGUUGGCGCUCCAACAGUUCGCUCUGAUUCCGGAGCAGUUUUUGUUACAUCAGUGGUUGAUACUAAUGCUCUACGGUCGGCACAUAGCCAAGGAAAGAACAUGGGAGAAGGAGGGGGGUAAUGUUUGGUGAGGGUUGGACUUAGACAAGCCACCAAUCAGAGAUCCAUCCGAGGUGCCGUUUGGAGUGUUGACGCGUCAGGCGCGUAUAUAGUCCGGACUCUGAGGAGUCAAGGUACAUUUAAACAGAGGCGAGGAAGAGGAAGGGUGUUGUCUGUUUGGAGAGGAGACGCGCACUGAUACUACAACAACACAAACACAGGACUCCUCCACGCGCCUUCUUCUGUCAUCCCCGUGUCAAACGUUCCGGACAUGUCCCACGUCGAGCUAUCGAGCAGCGCGCUGGAGAGGUUGGUGGCCCGGAGGACCUUUCCUCUCCACAGGCGCACGGGCGUCUGCCGCAACCUCUUCGGACCCGUGGACCACGAAGAGCUGAGCCGGGACGUGAAAGCCAAGCUGCGGGAGAUUUGCGAGCGCGACCGGCAGAGAUGGAACUUUAACUUCGAGGCCGACACCCCUCUGGAUGGAGAUUACAAGUGGGAGGAGGUUCCCGGGGAGAAGAGCCCGGCGUUCUAUCGGGACUGCGCGCAGAGCGCCCGGACGUCCGCCAGGCUGAGAGCCUCCUCGGACUGCACUCUCCCGGAAACCCCGGACGUACUGGAGCGCUUAGCGGCCCCCGAAAGCAGCGGCGUGCCGUGUGCGGCGGAGGUGAACCAGGAGAACCGCGCACAGAAAGUCAACUCAGGGAAGACGAGCAGACAGAUCCCGACUGCGGGGCGCAAAAGGACGGCGUCUGCGGACGGAAACGCACGCAUCCCAGAAUUUUUCGUGAAACGAAGGAGGUCUGUUGACAAAAAAAACAUUGAAACCAGCGCUUGUCAUCUCUCCAAGUCAUCCAUCCCAGUGGAGCAAACUCCCCGAAAGAGGAUCCGCUGAAGGUGGAUUUUUGCACUAUUUCGCCCCAUUUUAUUUUAUUUUUGAAAAAAACAACAAGGAUCCUUAACGGCGCGGCGGCGAAGGAGAAGACGGGCCGCCAAGAGAAGCCUGUGCGCCCGGAGCGCCUUGCGGCGUAGCGAGGCUUCACUCUCAGGACCGGAGGAGACGUAGGAGUUUGAGGAGGAGGAGAAGAUUUUAAAAAAGAGGAAACUUCGACUUAUAUCCAGUACAAAUGUAGCAGACAUUGUUGCUUUUGCAUGCAGCCACUCGACAGUGUUAAAUGUUUUAACAUCUGUGCAAUCCUAAAAAUUUCUUUAAAAGAAUACACUGGCCAAAAGUGUACAGCUUUAUAGAAACAGAAGCCUAUUUUAUUUCUGUUCUGGGUUUUUACUGUAAAAUGUAUAUUUUUUAAGUUUAUUCUAACUUAUAAGUUAUUUAUGUUUCUCUGUAUUUGUUGAUUUUUAUUAUUUACAUUUUUUUUGCAAUCAUGUAACUUUAGUUGUCUACACUUGAAAAAUAGUUGUGUGUCUCUGAGCCGUUUUUUGUGUGUGUGUUUUCAUACAAGUGCCCUGAUUGAGUCGUGUAAAAGAUGGGAAUAAAAAAAUGUCUUUCACUUUA